AUGUCAACUGAAGUUAGAGAUGACAACCCAUACUCUAGACUUAUGGCCUUGAAGAGGAUGGGAGUGGUUUAGAACUAUGAAAACAUUAGAAAAUUCACAGUCUUAAUAGUAGGAGUUGGUGGAAUUGGGUCAGUGGUAGCAGAGAUGCUUACCCGAUGUGGCAUUGGCAAGUUGAUUCUCUAUGAUUACGACAGAGUUGAACUGGCUAAUAUGAAUAGAAUGUUUUAUCUUCCAACUCACGAGGGCUUGGCUAAGGUUGAAGCUGCUAAGAUUAGUCUAAUAAACAUCAAUCCUGAUGUUGAGAUAGAAACUCAUAAUGAAAAUAUAUGCACAAUAGAGAACUAUGAGAAGUUCAAUCAAAGAAUACUCAAUGGUUCUCUAACAGGAGGAAGAGUUGACCUUGUUCUCUCAUGUGUAGAUAACUAUGCAGCCCGUAUGACAAUUAAUAAAUCAUGCAACAACCUUAACCAACUAUGGUUUGAGAGUGGAGUAUCAGAGAAUGCUAUGAGUGGGCACAUUUAGUAAUUAAUACCUGGCGAGUUAGCUUGUUUCGCUUGUGCUCCACCCCUGGUGGUUGCCAAUGAUGGAGAUGAAAAUGAAAUUAAGAGAGAUGGUGUAUGUGCUGCCUCAUUACCUACUACAAUGGGUAUCAUUGCAGGAUUUCUGAGUUAAACAGUAUUGAAAUUUUUACUAUAGUUCGGAGAAGUUAGUCCUUUUCUUGGCUACAAUGCCUUCAGUGAUUUCUUCCCCAAAUACCCAUUGACUCCUAACCCUGAUUGCACUGAUAAGAAAUGCAAAGAACUCUAGCAAUAUUACAAUGAUCAUCCAGAGGAGAGAAGGUUAAAAGAGGAGAAAAAAGUUGAAGAAAAAGCAUCAGCUCAUGAUGAUAAUGAAUGGGGCAUUUCUAUUGAAGGAGGUGAAGAUGAGCAAGCUCCACAAUAAGAAACAUUUGUAGAGGUAAAGAAAGAACAGAGCUUAGCAGAUUUAAUGAGUAGCAUGAAAAAACUUCAAACUAAAUAAUGA
Molecule: messenger RNA, 1023 nt
Organism: Stylonychia lemnae
Lineage: Eukaryota; Ciliophora; Spirotrichea; Sporadotrichida; Oxytrichidae
Source: the annotation of a GenBank genome assembly